ACUCCAUGUAUAGUGUAUCUAAUUCCAAGCCAAUUUUCCCUCCACGGCACACGCUUCCCCUCUCCAAUGGCGAAAAAGAACAAGACGACCAAGCAGCAGCAAAAGCUAACCAAGAAACAGCCACCGCAGCCGGCCACCAAAAUCGACAAGAAGAAGAAGAAGACGACCCCGAAGAAGAAGAAGCUCCCAAAGAAGCAGACCCCGUACGAUUCCGACUCGGACUCCGACUCACUCGACGCCGACGAUUCCGACGACAUCCAGAGCCUCCUCGAGCCCUACACCAAGGACCAGCUCAUCGACCUCGUCAUCUCCGCAGCCCUGGACGACCCCGAACUCCUCGGCCGCAUCCACGCCGCGGCCGACGCCGACGUCACCCACCGCAAGAUCUUCGUGUUCGGCCUCGGCUGGGACACCACCCGCGAGGCCCUGGCCCUGGCCUUCCAGCCCCACGGCGACAUCGACGAGUGCAACGUCAUCACCGAUCGCAACACGGGCAAGGCCAAGGGCUACGGCUUUGUCCUUUUUAAAACGAGGCAGGGCGCGAUUAGGGCUUUGAAGGAGCCGAAGAAGGUGGUAGGGAACAAAACGGCGUCGUGCCAGUUGGCCUCGGCUGGGCCAGCGCCGGGGGCGGGGGCGGGGCAUGACGCGGGGGGGAGGAAGAUCUACGUGAGUGGCGUGCCGGCCGAGGCCGGUGCAGAGAAACUGAAGAUGUUUUUCGCGAAAUUCGGCGAGAUUGAGGAGGGGCCGAUAGGGUUCGACACGCACACGGGGAAAUCGCGUGGUUUUGCUCUGUUUGUGUAUAAAACCCUAGAAGGGGCCAAGAAGGCACUUUCAGAGCCCUACAAGUUGUUCGAGGGGAGCCAGUUGCAGUGCCAGAAGGCCGCCGACGGGAAGAACAAGGCUGUGGCUGCGGCACCUGCGGCACCGGUGUUGGCGGCCGCGCCGCAGAACGUGGCGUUGUUUGGUCAGAAUCCUUAUUUGAACCCUAGUUUUAACCCUAAUUUGGGUUUUGGUUUGGGUUUAUUUAGUCAGAACCCUAGUUUUAACCCUAGUUUGGGGUUGUAUGGUCAGUAUCCUAGUUUGGCGAUGGGUAUGGGGGGUUAUGGAGGGAUAGGGUCUAGUGGCCCAGUGCAGAUGGGUAAUUUUGGUGGGGGUCAGCAGUCUGUGCUGGGUGCGUAUGGGUCCGGUGGCCCAAUGCAGAUGGGUAUGCAGUAUGCCUACCCAAGCUCACAAAUCGGACAGGCGUCGUCGACAUUGCCUGCGAAAACUCCCGGGGCUGGUGGGUCUUUCAGCAGGUACCCAUCGUAGUUGUGUAAUUUGUAUCGUCUCUGCUCUUUUGGAAUUUGAAGGGUAUUCUUAUAUUUGAAUGCUUGUGGUUUUUGUCCCCAUUUUUGGUCUAUAUACACUUAUGCUACGGCAAAUUUGUGAUUUUUUGUAUCCUGCUAUUAAGGAGCCACCCUUGAGUUGCGCUCUUAAGAUCAGACGCUUGGUGGCGUAAUAGUUUUUUUCCCCUGAAUUUGUUUGCUUAUAUGUAGAGGCUAGAGCAUAUUCUAUGUAGAAUGAACCAGUUUGAAAUGCAUAGUUUGGAGGAUAUUCUUAUAUUUGAAAUGCAUAGUUUCAUAUACUAUUUAUGACAGCAAAAUGCCUCGUCUCUUCAAUCAAUGAGUGAGUUCAUUAGUCCUUAAAAUGCUUUCCUCCACAUCACGUAUUUCUCCUGUGCAUUGCUACCUUACAAACUUUUGUUUUUUGCUUUUGUUUUGUGACUUCAGCUAGAGACUUUGAUUUCCCUUGUAGUGAGUAUUGUUUUUUGUUUGUUUGAGUUGAAUGAUGCCAAGAUCAAAUGUACAUUAUCAGUAUAUUUAUUUUUCUCAAGUAUCGCAGCUAUCAAUGCAAGCCCAUAUUUCCAACCUAUCAUU
Rhododendron vialii is the source of this 1916-nucleotide messenger RNA. Its product is annotated as RNA-binding protein P-like. Lineage: Eukaryota; Viridiplantae; Streptophyta; Magnoliopsida; Ericales; Ericaceae. The transcript is spliced from 2 exons. The coding region runs from base 67 to 1308 and encodes 413 amino acids. Gene Ontology annotation, molecular function: RNA binding. The record is from RefSeq and is a predicted model, not a curated record.